AUGGGCAAUGAACUUAAAUACUACUUUCGAACAAAGCAAACACAAACAACAUUUAAAAAAAUGAAUCAUCCAAUCAUCCACCUCACUAUCAAGAAGCCAAAUAACCAAAACUGGAACACUACAAAACUCUACGAUCCACUCUUAUUAAAAUCUUUGGAAUCUUUCAGGGAAUUAACUGUUAGUGAAUUUUAUAGAGAACAGGUUGGUCAAUCAAAUGAUUGUACUCUUGUGGUUAAGGUAAAGAUGGAAGAUGGUAAUUAUCAAACAUUGAAUGAUGAAUUGGAUUGGGAGAUAAUUGUUAGAAUUGUAAAGAAUGGACAAACUUUACAAUUUCAAGUGAAAUUUAAACCCUCAAAGAAAGUUCACAAAAAGCAAUUGAGGGAAAUUCAACAACGUUUGAAAGAAUUAGAGCAAGAAGUUCAACUCUUACACUUGAAAAAGAAGCUGAUCGAGUUAAAUUUUGCAAAAUCUGAAGAGAAGCCUCAAGAUCCAAGAGAUAAACUAUUGGAAAGCAUCAGAAUUGGAAAGGAACUCAAGGAAACUCCAACAACCACCAAAAUUACAAUAUGUCCAAGAGAAAUUCUCUUAAAUAGCAUCAAGGAUCAUCAUUUCAAUAAUUCAGAACAAAAUUGA
Molecule: messenger RNA, 633 nt
Organism: Naegleria gruberi
Lineage: Eukaryota; Heterolobosea; Eutetramitea; Acrasida; Naegleriidae
Exons: 1
Coding region: 1-633 (210 amino acids)
Molecular function (GO): actin binding
Source: RefSeq, a predicted model, not a curated record